CCAGGAGGGUUGGGGAAGAGUCAAAACAAGGGCAAGGGAAUAGGAAGAGCAAACAUGAAAACAUGGAAGGAAAAUGCCAAUUAGGAUUCUCUCAGCUGGUCUGAAAAAAUAGCCCAGACAUGGUUAAAACCAAAGUCAGACCAGCUCACCAAGAGCUGUCCUGAUAAACAAGCCUGAACUCUUGCAGUCACAAGAGUCACUAUUGAUGACAGAAACUGAGAUUUCUAAAAAAGACAAUGGCAGUGCCUGAAUGUUUGGUUUGCUGAUAUUCUUGAAGUGUCUGAAUCCAAUUUUAAAAUGCUUCUACUGACAUUUUUGUUUUUAUUAUGCACUUGUUACCUUAGUUCCUUCAACAUAUUAAAAUAAUUUAAAGAAGAAACAUGCAUAACAGGGACAAUGUGUGGAAGUCAGUUGUAUGUAUUGUAUAAAAUUUGAACAAAGUUAACUACUUCAACUCUAUAUUUUAAACAAGAGCAUCAACAACGGGGUAUUUGUACCCGUCUUACAAACUGUAUUUCACUCGCCCUGCAGAGCUGAGUUGGAGCGCUCCUCCCUGCUCCUCGGUCCCUCUGCCCGCGGUGCUGAUGAGAGAGGAUUUGAGUCGCUACCACGCCCCGCCCACAGUGAGAGAGCAGGGAUGACAGUGAUGCAAGGCAUGCCUCUGAGAAGCCUGCAGCCUAUCCAGACCGACCGGACCAGUUUGGACUCUACUCCCCAUUUACAACUCUCCAUAUGUUCUCCACCGCCGAGAUGCAGCUCAGCUUUGAUUUGAGGGCAAUUUAAGAAAUAAACACCCAGGAUAUUCUUCUGUUUUGCUUUUAUUUUACAUUUCUUUUAAUAUUUUGCAACCCCAAACUCCAAAUGCUUCGCCUGCCAGUCUCGCUUUGCAUGUGGCUAUAUCCGGUGGUUCCAGUUUGCGUGCAGGUGCUUUAGAGGAAAAGGUUGCACAGGGGCUUUUUUAAAAUCAGGCUAUUAUUUUUGUUUUUUAAACUCCUCUUUAUCUCUUUGGAAGCUAAACCACAAAUUAUAUUUUCACAAUGGCCGAUGCGAACGCUGAAUGCAAUAUCAAGGUGUUAUGUCGAUUUCGUCCACUGAACCAGUCCGAAAUUAUCCGCGGAGAUAAGUUCAUCCCAAUAUUUCAAGGAGAAGACACUGUCAUCCUCGGGGGGAAGGCGUAUGUGUUUGACCGAGUCUUCCCAACUAACAGCACGCAGGAGCAGGUCUACAGCACCUGUGCCAAGCAGAUAGUCAAAGAUGUACUGGGUGGAUACAAUGGGACUAUCUUUGCCUAUGGGCAGACUUCCUCAGGAAAGACACACACCAUGGAGGGGAACCUUCAUGAUCCCCAGGGAAUGGGGAUAAUACCGCGGAUUGCUGAGGACAUUUUUGAACAUAUAUUUGCCAUGGAUGAGAAUCUUGAAUUCCACAUAAAGGUCUCCUACUUUGAGAUCUACAUGGAUAAAAUCCGGGACCUGCUGGACGUGACAAAGACAAAUCUGUCAGUGCACGAAGACAAACACAGAGUUCCUUAUGUGAAGGGCUGCACUGAGCGCUUUGUCACAAGUCCUGAGGAGGUGAUGGAUGUGAUAGAUGAGGGGAAGGCCAACCGUCACGUUGCUGUCACCAACAUGAAUGAGCAUAGUUCCCGCAGUCACAGCAUCUUCCUGAUUAACAUCAAACAAGAAAACGUGGAGACUGAGCAGAAGCUGAGUGGGAAGUUAUAUCUGGUUGACCUAGCUGGCAGUGAGAAGGUCAGUAAGACAGGCGCCGAGGGAGCGGUGCUGGAUGAGGCCAAGAACAUCAACAAGUCUCUGUCGGCCCUGGGGAACGUCAUCUCAGCGCUGGCUGAAGGAACGAAAUCCCAUGUGCCAUACCGUGACAGUAAAAUGACUCGCAUCCUACAGGACUCGCUGGGCGGGAACUGCCGCACCACCAUGUUUAUCUGUUGCUCUCCCUCUAGCUACAACGAUACAGAGACCAAAUCCACCUUGAUGUUUGGCCAACGAGCCAAGACCAUUAGGAAUACUGUAUCAGUGAACCUGGAGCUCACAGCAGAGCAGUGGAAGAAGAAGUAUGAAAAGGAGAAGGAAAAGAACAGGUCAAUGAAGGAAACUAUUCAAAGACUCGAGGCAGAGCUGAACUGCUGGAGGAACGGUGAGAAUGCUGCUGUGCCGGGGCAGCUGUGUGAAGGAUCUGAGGAUGCCCCCCUGGUUCUUCCAGAAUCUGAGGAGUCAGUUCUUGACGUAUGCAGCCCCUGCACUCCUUGCACCCCCUGCACCCCCUGCUCUAUUGCCUCCUCCAUUGUGGUUCACAUCUCUGAGGAGGAGAGGCAAAAGUACGAGGAGGAGAUUCGCAAGCUCUACAAACAGCUAGACGAUAAGGAUGACGAGAUCAACCAUCAGAGCCAGAUGGUGGAGAAGCUGAAGGAGCAGAUGCUCGACCAGGAGGAGCUUCUCGCAUCGUCCAGAGGUGACAGUGAGAAGGUGCAGUCGGAGCUCGGCAGGCUGCAGGCAGAGAAUGAAUCCGCAAAGGCCGAAGUAAAAGAGGUUCUUCAGGCCCUGGAGGAGCUGGCGGUCAACUAUGACCAGAAAAGCUUAGAAGUCGAGGAGAAGAGCAUGCAGAACAAGCUCCUGGCUGAGGAACUUUCAAAGAAAAUGGCUCAUCUCAUGGCUUUAGAGGCAGAGCUGUCCCGUAUCCAGGAAGUGAGCAGCCACCAAAGAAAACGCAUUGCUGAGAUUCUUAAUGGUCUCAUGAGGGACCUGAGUGAAUUUAGCACGAUCGUUGGAAACAAGGACAUCAAGCUGCCUGUGGAGAUCACCGGAGUGAUCGAGGAAGAGUUCACAGUGGCUCGCCUCUACAUUAAUAAGAUAAAGUCAGAGGUGAAGUCCAUGGUGAAGCGCUGUCGCCACCUGGAGAACCUACAAACCGAGUGUCACCGCAAGAUGGAGGAAACGGGCAGAGAACUGUCUUCAUGUCACCUUCUCAUUUCACAACACGAGGCAAAGAUUCACUCUCUAACAGAGUACAUGCAGAACGUGGAGCUGAAGAAGAGACAGCUGGAGGACAGCUAUGAUUCUCUGACUGAGGAGCUGGCUAAACUCCAAGCUCAAGAGAGCAUGUCACAAGUGACCAGGGGGGAGAAUCACACGUCUGUCCAGAACUCCUGUGAUAUAAAGAGGGCUCUGGAGCAGCAGAUGGAGUCACGCCGUGAGGUGCACAGCAAACAACUGGGCCGCCUGCGAGACGAGAUCAAUGAGAAGCAAAAGAUCAUCGAUGACUUAACUGAUUGUAACCAGAGGCAGCAGCUGGAGCUAGAACAACUGCACAGUGACUUUGAACGUCUCAGAAGCCGAGAGCAUCACAAGAGCCGGCAGCUGGAGGAAUUGACAUUCCUCCAUGAACGACACGAACAAUCAAAACAGGAUCUCAAAGGCCUGGAGGAAACUGUUGCUCGUGAGCUCCACACCCUGCACAACCUCCGCAAGCUUUUCGUUCAAGACCUCACAACUCGAGUUAGAAAAAGUGCAGAGAUGGAGCCUGAUGAUACAGGCGGAUACAUCACCCAGAAACAAAAGAUUUCCUUUCUUGAAAACAACCUGGACCAGCUUACGAAGGUUCACAAACAGCUGGUACGUGACAAUGCAGAUCUGCGCUGUGAGCUUCCAAAACUGGAGAAACGUCUUCGGUCUACAGCUGAGCGAGUUAAGGCGCUCGAGGGUGCGCUGAAGGAGGCAAAAGAAGGAGCCAUGAAGGACCGCCAUCGCUACCAACAGGAGGUGGAGCGAAUCAAAGAUGUGAUGAGGGCCCGCGCUCCCUUCCGCCGACCCCAUGCUGCGCUCAUUGCCAAGCCUGUACGCCCUGGCCACUACCCAGUCUGCUCUCCCACCAACCCCUUCUUUAUCCGAGGCUUCAGCGAUCAGCCCAUUGCCUUCUGCAACGCUGUUUUCCACAACAGAAACCAAGCAGCCCCUGCUCCUGCUGCUCCUGCUGCUCCUGCUGCUCCUGCUGCUACUUCUGCUCCUUCCUCUCCUAUAUCUGCUUCUCCUACUUCUCCCUCAACACCAGAGAGUGAGCCCAGGCUACCUGAGUCCAUCUCCAAUCAGAACAGCCCUGCCAAACACCUCAACUUCCAAAACAAUGAUGCACAUGACAGCAAUGUUCAAAACAAUAUGCCUCCGGCUGAAUCAGAAAGCCAAGCAGACAACGCUUCUGAAAUGCUCGAUUCAGAAAACGGAAACACCACAGAUAUCAAUGACAACAGCAUGUGUCUGAAUGUGAAUUCUGUAUCCAGAACUGAUGUGUGUGACAAUCAGGACCCAGCUAAACUCUACAGUCUGCAGCCAGAGGCUUCAGCCAGCUAAUAGUCCUGAGCAGGCAGACCUUUUUUCUGAGGCCUCUGUAAAUCUGCAUGCAGCUGAUCACUGUCCUCCCAGACUCCCCUUCCUCUCGCAUCCUCCUCACCUGCUGUAAACAGACCUCCUGUGUCUUUUUUAGGCACCCUGCUUGUUUUCUUCGAUCCUUUCUCGUUUCUGUAUUAUGACGUGUGGGGUGUAACAGUUUGACAAGCACUGCAUCUCAAAUGCCUGACCUGGCAACCUACACCUGUGAUGCUGCUGCACCCCCUCCCCCAUGACUGGAAAUACGAAGGGACCACAAAUAGAAAGGUGGGGAAGAGAAAGUGCCGUGUGGUAGGUUUCCACUAGGAUGUGCUGUUUGUCUCAGUGAAAGACUCAGUGAGGGAUGUCAGCAUUGAGCAUUAUGAUUAUUAUUAGAACUAUCAUCAGUAUCAUUAAUAAACAUAUGGAAUAUCUAAAAGACAAAAAAUACUAACAACAUGAAAACAGUGUGAUCCUUGCGAUCACUUUUCUGAUAUUUAUACUUUUCACUGCAUGUUGAUUUUCAAUGUUGGUUGUCAGCAUUUUUCAAAAAAUAUGUAUUAAAGAGGAAGAACACUAGUGAAGCAACAAUAUAAACAUGUUAAAGUCCCAAAACUAGUAUAGAAGACAAGCAUCGAGAUGUGUGUGCUGUUAGUACCAAAUCCAAAAGCCAACAAUGCCCUAAGCUGUCUGUCAGAAAUCUGUGAC
Molecule: messenger RNA, 5084 nt
Organism: Oreochromis aureus
Lineage: Eukaryota; Metazoa; Chordata; Actinopteri; Cichliformes; Cichlidae
Gene: kif5ab
Product: kinesin family member 5A, b
Exons: 30
Coding region: 1038-4361 (1107 amino acids)
Biological process (GO): microtubule-based movement
Molecular function (GO): microtubule motor activity; microtubule binding; ATP binding
Source: RefSeq, a predicted model, not a curated record